AUGGCAAUUGCAAAAAUAAAGGCUUUUCAUAACGGCGAGGCAGAGAAACAAACUCAGCACGGCAGGCCGGAGGCAGCGCUGCUCCCCGCGAGCCCUGACCCCCCGGGCGCGGAGCAGCCGGCGGACGAGGCGGUGGGCAGCGCCGGGGGGCCGGGGCACGGCGCAGCCCUCAACCUGCUGCCCCCGGCGGAGGACGGCGCUGAGCCGGCGGCAGAGGGACCCACGCUGCCCACGCGGAGCCACGUCCCCCCGGCACCCGCUGCCGCCCCUGGGGCUGAUGCAAAACAAACCGUCAAGAAAAAGCUGCCGGCUCCAAAGCAAGCGAACGCAGCCAGGAAGCACCUGAAGCCCAAGCCCACCCUGCCGGGGCCCCCCAAGGCUGUGAGCGUGCCAGGCUCCAGGCUCCCCGUCUCCUCCCAGGAGCCGCCCGUGCCGGCAGAGGCAGCAGCUGGGGGGGACACACCGAGGCUGAGCCCUCCCGAGCUGCCCUGGGGGGGCCGGGACCCGACCAGCCGCCCCGUGCUGCAGAUCUCCCCGUCCACCCUGCCGCCGGCGGCCGCUCGUCCCUUCCCCAGCGGCCCCAGUGAUGCCAGCACGGCCCCGACCGCGGCUCCCACGGGGGCUGCUGUUAACCGCACGGACAGCGCGGAGAGCGAGGGGAACGGCUCCACGCUGGAGGAGAGCCAAGAAACCACCACCUCCACCAUCAUCACCACCACCGUCAUAACCACGGAGCCCACCCCGGUCCGCUGCAGCGUGAGCUUCUACGACCCCGAGGGCUACAUCGACUCCACCGACUACCCCCCGCUGCCCCUGCACAGCUACCUGGAGUGCACCUACAAUGUCACCGUCUACACGGGCUACGGCGUGGAGCUGCAGGUGAAGAGCGUGAACCUGUCGGACGGCGAGGUGCUCUCCAUCCGCGGCGUGGACGACGACAGCCUGGUGGUGCUGGCCAACCAGACGCUGCUGGUGGAGGGCCAGGUGAUCCGCAGCCCCACCAACACCAUCUCCGUCUACUUCCGCACCUUCCAGGACGAGGCGGUGGGCACCUUCCAGCUCCACUACCAGGUGUUCAUGCUGAGCUGCAGCUUUCCACGGAGACCCGACUUCGGAGAGGUCACCGUCAUGGACCUGCACUCGGGGGGGAUCGCCCACUUUCACUGCCACCUGGGCUACGAGCUGCAGGGCCCCAAGGUGCUCACGUGCAUCAACGCCUCUCGGCCUCACUGGAGCAGCCCAGAACCGAUCUGCUCAGCGCCCUGCGGCGGCACCGUGCACAACGCCACCAUCGGCCGCGUCCUCUCGCCCAGCUACACGGGCAACCAGUCGAGCAGCAUGUACUGCGUGUGGACCAUCGGGGCCCCCCCGGGCCAGAAGCUGCACCUGCACUUCGAGAAGCUGCUGCUGACCGAGAAGGACAGGAUGGUGGUGUACAGCGGGGACUCCAACCGCUCCGCCGUGCUCUACGACUCGCUGCGAGCCGACAGCGUGCCCUUCGAAGGGGUGAUCAGCGACGGCUCCUCCAUCCGGAUCGACUUUCUCGCCGAGGAGCCCGCCGCUGCCACCGCCUUCAACAUCCGCUUCGAAGCCUUUGAGCGGGGCCACUGCUACGAGCCCUACAUUCAGAACGGGAACUUCACCACCUCCGACCCCACCUACAACCUGGGCACCACCGUGGAGUUCACGUGCGACCCCGGGCACUCCCUGGAGCAGGGCCCCGCCGUCAUCGAGUGCGUCAACAUGCGGGACCCCUACUGGAACGACACGGAGCCGCUGUGCCGCGCCAUGUGCGGGGGGGAGCUGACGGCCGUGGCCGGGGUGAUCCUGUCCCCCAACUGGCCGGAGCCCUACGCGGAGGGAGAGGACUGCAUCUGGAGGGUGCACGUGGGCGAGGAGAAGCGGCUGUUCCUGGACAUCCAGCUCCUGAACCUCACCAACAGCGACAUCCUCACCAUUUACGACGGGGACGAGCUCACCGCCCGCAUCCUGGGGCAGUACGUCGGCAGCAGCGGCCCCCAGAAGCUCUACUCGUCCAGCCCCGACCUCACCAUCCAGUUCCACUCGGACCCCGCUGGGCUCAUCUUCGGGAAGGGGCAAGGAUUCAUCAUGAACUACAUAGAGGUGUCCCGCAACGACUCCUGCUCCGACCUGCCCGAGAUCCAGAACGGCUGGAAGACCACGUCGCACACGGAGCUGGUGCGAGGGGCCAAGAUCACCUACCAGUGUGACCCGGGGUACGACAUCGUGGGGAGCGACACCCUCACCUGCCAGUGGGACCUCAGCUGGAGCAGCGACCCCCCCUUCUGCGAAAAGAUUAUGUACUGCACAGACCCGGGGGAGGUGGAGCACUCGACCCGCCUCAUCUCCGACCCGGUGCUGCUGGUGGGGACCACCAUCCAGUACACCUGCAACCCCGGCUUCGUGCUGGAGGGCAGCUCGCUGCUGACCUGCUACAGCCGCGAGACGGGGACGCCCAUCUGGACCUCGCGGCUCCCGCACUGUGUCUCCGAGGAGUCGCUGGCGUGCGACAACCCGGGACUGCCAGAAAACGGCUACCAAAUACUCUACAAACGCCUCUACCUGCCCGGCGAGUCCCUGACCUUCAUGUGCUACGAGGGCUUCGAGCUCAUGGGGGAGGUCACCAUCAAGUGCAUCCUGGGCCAGCCGUCGCACUGGAGCGGCCCCCUGCCCAUCUGCAAAGUGAACCAGGACAGCUUUGAGCACGCUCUGGAAGUAGCAGAAGCUGCUGCGGAGACAUCGCUCGAGGGGGGAAACAUGGCCUUAGCCAUCUUCAUCCCGGUGCUGAUCAUCUCCCUGCUGCUGGGGGGAGCGUACAUCUACAUCACCAGGUGCCGGUACUACUCCAGCCUCCGCCUGCCCCUCAUGUACUCGCACCCCUACAGCCAGAUCACGGUAGAAACGGAGUUCGACAACCCGAUCUAUGAGACAGGGGAAACCAGAGAAUACGAAGUUUCGAUAUAAAGACAGCGCUACGAGAGUCUCCAGCUGCGAACUUAAUGUGCUCUCAUAGAA
Molecule: messenger RNA, 3036 nt
Organism: Cygnus atratus (black swan)
Lineage: Eukaryota; Metazoa; Chordata; Aves; Anseriformes; Anatidae
Gene: SEZ6L
Product: seizure related 6 homolog like
Exons: 17
Coding region: 1-2985 (994 amino acids)
Biological process (GO): synapse maturation
Cellular component (GO): endoplasmic reticulum; neuronal cell body
Source: RefSeq, a predicted model, not a curated record